GACACUGCAGCGCUGGUCAUAUGAGCAGAAAGGAUGAGGAGAACACUUUUUAAUCUUUUCGCACUUGCUCUGCCCGCUCAAACAGUUGCAGGAUGUCGAUGACAGACGUGCUCAGCGCUGAGGACAUCAAGAAGGCGAUAGGAGCCUUUGCUGCUGCAGACUCCUUCGACCACAAAAAGUUCUUCCAGAUGGUGGGCCUGAAGAAAAAGAACCCGGAUGAGGUGAAGAAGGUGUUCCAUAUUCUGGACAAAGACAAAAGUGGCUUCAUUGAGGAGGAUGAGCUGGGGUCCAUUCUGAAGGGCUUCUCCUCAGAUGCCAGAGACUUGUCUGCUAAAGAAACAAAGACGCUUCUGGCCGCUGGAGACAAGGAUGGGGACGGCAAGAUUGGGGUUGAAGAAUUCUCCACUCUGGUGGCUGAAAGCUAAGUGGCGCUGACUGCUUGGGUCCCCCACCUCUCCAUCCCCAACGCCCCAUCUCAGUCCUUCUCGCGGCCCUCCUGAGUUUCUGUUCAGUUUGUUUGUGUUAUUUUUUACUCCCCCAUCCUCUAUGGCCCUCGGAUGACGCCAUUCUUCUGGAAAUGCUGGAGAAACAAUAAAGGCUGUACCAAUCGGACACCACCUGUAGGGAGGACCCAGGCCUGGCAGGGUGUUGGUUUGGCAAGUUUUUUUUCUUUCUUUUUAGGGCAGUGGGGGUAUAGUAGAAAAAGUGAGAUAAGUCAAAGGACAACGCCCCGAUAUCUCCUGCCUGCUUGGUACUGAGUGCUCAUGUGGGCCACCUCGUUCAAUCUCUGCACCUUUCCCACAAGGAGAUGGGGGUGAUGGAUCGUCCAUCUUAAAGAUACAGAAACUGCCUUUUAAAGAGCAGAAGGGAAGGGAAGGGGUUGAGUCCUUCAGGACUAGCUAGAUCAAAGGACUCCAAUGACACUCUAUCAAUUGCUUUUGACUUUGCUGUGAUAAAAUACCUGAAAAGAGAAACUUAA
Messenger RNA from Mus musculus (house mouse), 979 nucleotides. It is a transcript of the gene Pvalb, whose product is annotated as parvalbumin. The record is from RefSeq and is marked validated. The transcript is spliced from 4 exons. The coding region runs from base 93 to 425 and encodes 110 amino acids. Gene Ontology annotation, cellular component: synapse. Gene Ontology annotation, molecular function: calcium ion binding. NCBI's taxonomy places the organism in Eukaryota, Metazoa, Chordata, Mammalia, Rodentia, Muridae.